Messenger RNA from Sipha flava (yellow sugarcane aphid), 676 nucleotides. RefSeq lists its product as uncharacterized. The coding region runs from base 57 to 605 and encodes 182 amino acids. NCBI's taxonomy places the organism in Eukaryota, Metazoa, Arthropoda, Insecta, Hemiptera, Aphididae. The record is from RefSeq and is a predicted model, not a curated record. The transcript is spliced from 4 exons.
CAUUGUAUUUAAAUGUAUUUAUUGUUGUAGUUUAAAAAUUAAAUUAAUAAACUGACAUGGAUGUAAAAGAAAUUAAUUCUCACGAGGAUCGUAUCAACGUUGGGCUAUCAGAACAAAGUGCUACAGAUGAUAUAAGGUACGGCGAUGAACGCAUUGAUACAUGUUGCGUGAACAAAGGAUUUGAAGAAUCGAAUAGCUCGAAAGAAGAUCUAACUAAUAUGGUCGAGGUGGAAUCAGAUAAUUUCUCUAACAACGUGAUCCUUUCGGAUGCCCUUAAAAAAGCGCAACGCGAUGGCUACGUUAAUAAUGCAUUCGAAGAUGGCCCUCAGAAAUCUACAGAUAAGGGGACUCUGGUGCCGCAGGCACAUGAUUCCACUGUCAUUACUUCCGCAACAUUAGAGAACCAAAUUACAAAACUGGAUGAAGACAAUAAUGGGGUGGUGGCCGUUAAUUUGGAAACGAAAGAAAAGAAGCGGAAAAUACAAUCGGUCGGAUGGGACACAAAUAGAAGCAUAAUUUUUUUUGGUCUCAUAUUGGCUUUUGAUGUGUGGGCAGUCAUAUUUUAUUGUUUUAAAAGAGACAUACUUACUGAUAUUCUUAAUUAAACUGUUGACAAUAUUAUUAUCAUUACGAUUGUUUAAAGGUACCAAUUGAAUACAUUAUUUUAUCUUUUAUA